UCCAAUGAGACGCGCCGCUGGAAGGGGCGGUGCGCCACCUCGCAAAGCCACCGAGGGGACGGGGCUCUUAUUCGGGAUGGUUUGUCCCAGUGAUUGCCAGCUCGGUUCUCUUCCUCCGUCCGUGUCCUACUGUGCCCCGAAGAGAACCGGGAACCCGGACGCGGGCGUCACUAGGACCUCCUGGGCAAAGAGAUGGACUUGGUGACCUUUGAGGAUGUGACUGUGAACUUCACCCAGGAUGAAUGGGCUCUGCUGGAUUCUUCCCAGAAGAACCUUUACAGAGAGGUUGUUGGGGAAAUCUUUAUGAACUUGGCUUCUGUGGGAGAAAGAUGGGACCAGAAUAUUGAAGAGUGGUACAGAAAGCAGGGGAGAAUCUUAAGCAGCCAUGUUAUAGAGAGACUUGGUGACAGCAAACAAGACAGCCGUGGUGGAGAAUCCUUCAGCCAAAUUCUUGACCAUGAUCUGAAAAGGAAAAAUUCUGCUAGAGUAAACCUCUGUGAAUGUGGUGUGUGUGGAGUAGUCUUCAUGCCUCACUCAUCCAGGAGUUCCGUCAGUGCUCACACUAGACAGGAAGCACAUGAGUACAAAUGUAAGCAAAUUCACACGGGAGAGAAGCCUUAUCAGUGCGAACAGUGUGGAAAGGCCUUCAGCUGUGGGGGCUCAGUUCGAAGACAUCAAAGGACUCACACUGGGGAGAAGCCCUACAGCUGUAAGGAGUGUGGGAAGGUCUUCAGCUCUCCUUCAGGCCUUAAAGGGCACAUGAUAAGGCACACUGGAGAAAAGUCAUAUGAAUGUAAAGAAUGUGGGAAAACCUUCAACUUUCGAAGUUCAUUUCGAAUACAUGAAAGGACUCACACUGGAGAGAAACCCUACGAAUGUAAACAGUGUGGGAAAGCUUUCAGUUGGCCCAGUUCCUUCCAGAUACAUGAAAGAACGCACACUGGAGAGAAACCCUAUGAGUGUAAGGAGUGUGGCAAAGCCUUCAUUUACCAUACCACCUAUCGAGGACACAUGAGGAUGCACACAGGUGAAAAACCCUAUCAGUGUAAAGAAUGUGGGAAGACUUUCAGUCAUCCCAGUUCAUGUCGAAACCAUGAAAGAACUCACUCUGGAGAGAAACCCUACAAAUGUAAACAAUGUGAAAAAGCUUUCAGAUAUUACCAAACUUUUCAAAUACAUGAAAGGACCCACACUGGAGAAAAACCUUAUCAGUGUAAACAGUGCGGAAAAGCCCUCAGUUGUCCCACAUCUUUUCGAAGUCAUGAAAGGAUUCACACUGGAGAAAAACCAUAUAAAUGUAGAAAAUGUGGCAAAGCCUUUAGUUUUCCCAGUUCCUUUCGCAAACAUGAAAGAAUUCACACUGGAGAGAAACCUUAUGAUUGUAAGGAAUGUGGGAAAGCAUUCAUUUCUCUUCCAAGCUUUCGAAGACAUAUGAUAAUGCACACUGGAAAUGGGCCUUAUAAAUGUAAAGAGUGUGGGAAAGCCUUCGAUUGUCCCAGCUCAUUUCAAAUUCAUGAGCGAACACACACUGGAGAGAAACCCUAUGAAUGUAAGCAGUGUGGGAAAUCCUUCAGUUGCUCUAGUUCUUUUCGGAUGCAUGAAAGGACUCACACUGGUGAGAAACCCCAUGAAUGUAAACAGUGUGGGAAAGCCUUCAGCUGUUCCAGCUCUAUGCGAAUACAUGAAAGGACUCACACUGGAGAGAAGCCCUAUGAGUGUCAACAGUGUGGUAAGGCCUUUAGUUGUUCCAGUUCCUUUCGAAUGCAUGAGCGAAUUCAUACUGGAGAGAAACCCUAUGAAUGUAAGCAAUGUGGUAAGGCCUUUAGUUUUUCCAGUUCUUUUCGGAUGCAUGAAAGGACUCACACUGGAGAGAAGCCUUAUGAGUGUAAGCAGUGUGGGAAAGCCUUCAGCUGUUCCAGUUCUUUUAGAAUGCAUGAAAGAACUCACACUGGAGAGAAGCCUUAUGAAUGUAAGCAGUGUGGGAAAGCCUUCAGCUGUUCCAGCUCUGUGCGAAUACAUGAAAGAACACAUACUGGUGAAAAACCAUAUGAAUGUAAACAGUGUGGGAAAGCCUUCAGCUGUUCCAGCUCUGUGCGAAUACAUGAAAGGACUCACACUGGAGAGAAGCCCUAUGAGUGUCAACAGUGUAACAAGGCCUUCAGUUGCUCCCGUUCUUUUCGGAUCCAUGAAAGAACUCACACUGGAGAGAAACCUUAUGAAUGUCAACAGUGUGGGAAAGCAUUCAAGUGUUCUCGUUCCUUUAGAAUACAUGGAAGAACCCAUAAUGGACAAUGAUUCUUUAGAUGCAAAUCAUGCGAUAAAACCUCCAGUGUCCCAUUACCCUUUGAUGAUAUAAAAAGACUCUUGCUUAGCAAAACCUUGUGAAUAAAAUAAAAAUAUGGAAAACCUUUCAGUUCUCUACAUGUGAAUCCCAGGAAACAAUUCAGACUAAUAAAAAUCCCUGUGACUGUAGGUGAUGGGUCAGUGGUCAUGCAACUUAGUGAGGCCACAUAAAUACAGAGAAGAAAACACUGUACAUUAGCUAAUGUGUAAAAGCCUUCAGUUGCUCGUUGUCUGGAAAUCACAAGCUGUAGUACAGAGCAGCUUAAUGAGUGCAGGCAUUGUGGGAAAACCAUCGUAGUCUAUAGCUUCACAAACAUAUGAAGAGGCUCACUGUAUAGAAUGCUUACAAAAGUGAAAACUAAUGGUCAAUUUCCCAUUUUAUCCAGUGCUCACAUGAUACUCGCUUGUGAAACAGUGAGCUCUCGAAGAC
Messenger RNA from Peromyscus eremicus (cactus mouse), 2773 nucleotides. RefSeq names its product zinc finger protein 709-like. Bases 193 to 2295 code for a protein of 700 amino acids. The transcript has 6 exons. The record is from RefSeq and is a predicted model, not a curated record. NCBI's taxonomy places the organism in Eukaryota, Metazoa, Chordata, Mammalia, Rodentia, Cricetidae. Gene Ontology annotation, molecular function: DNA-binding transcription factor activity, RNA polymerase II-specific; RNA polymerase II cis-regulatory region sequence-specific DNA binding. Gene Ontology annotation, biological process: regulation of transcription by RNA polymerase II.